Eucalyptus grandis is the source of this 2508-nucleotide messenger RNA. RefSeq names its product dimethylnonatriene synthase. Gene Ontology annotation, biological process: defense response to other organism. Bases 662 to 2251 code for a protein of 529 amino acids. The transcript has 3 exons. NCBI's taxonomy places the organism in Eukaryota, Viridiplantae, Streptophyta, Magnoliopsida, Myrtales, Myrtaceae. The record is from RefSeq and is a predicted model, not a curated record. Gene Ontology annotation, molecular function: oxidoreductase activity, acting on paired donors, with incorporation or reduction of molecular oxygen; iron ion binding; monooxygenase activity.
AAUUAAUUUUUAUAUUAUAUUAAAAUUUAAAUUAUGCCAAAGCGACGUUUUUUGUGUGUAUGUUUUGCUGAUUCGACAUUCCGGCGAGUCACGUAAGCGAGAAAAUUAAUAAAUAAAUAAAUAUCAUGUAAGAUUUCCGGCGAGGCUUACCAAAGCGAGAAAAUUAAUAAUAAAAAAUACCAUGUAGGAUUUCUGGCGAGACUUACUGGAUAUGACACUCAAGUGUCUCAUUUUUCAUAAAAAGUGGCACUUUUGUAAGUUUUAGCACUAAGUGUCCUUUUAUACCAACUUUUGACACUUGAAGCUUUUUUUUGCCCAAAUAUAUGUAUUUACCUUUUGCUUUCGAGAUCAUUCGUAAACUUCAAUCUCAUCCUUCGAACGAUCUCUUAGUAAGGUUAAUGGUCAUAAUUUGAUGUACUCCCCAAAGACUUUGCUCAUGUCGUGAUGCUCGACAUGUAAUAGGUUCCACCGCAUUAAUCAGAUGGAAAUGUCCCACCCAUGUGUUUCACGCUUCUAGCUGGGUACAAAGUGAUGCUGUCCACAAAUUCAUGCCUUUGGGCUAGAAUGGAUACUAACACAAAUCAUCGCAGGAGAAUAUAAAUAGGCAUGCAUGCCAGUGCACUAAACAUAGAUUGUUACCAGCAAAUCACACCAUUCCACAAUGGAUUCUUGCAGUUUCGCGGACAUCCCUCAUGAAAUGCAUGUCGUUCUGGCUAUAGUUUUUUCCCUUCUAGCGCUCCGCAUCAUUCACAAACUUGUCAAAUCCGACAAUAAAAAUGCCACCGGAAGCAGAACCCCGGAACUGCCCGGGGCAUGGCCUCUGGUAGGCCACCUCCACCUCCUCUCGGGCGCAAGGCCUGCCUUUCAGAAGCUCGGGGCGAUGGCCGAUGCACUCGGGCCAGUGUUCUCACUCCGGCUCGGCAUCCACCGCGUGGUCGUCCUGAGCAGCUGGGAGGCCGCCAAGGAGUGCCUCGCCACGAGUGACCACGCGCUCGCCUCCAGGCCAGACAUCGCAGCCAGCCGGUACAUGGGCUACAACAGGGCCUUGCUUGGGCUCGCCCCCUAUGGCCCCUACCUCCGCCUCGUCCGCAAGACUGCCAACCUGGUGCUCUUCUCGAGCCAGCGCCUCAAGGCGCUGCGCCCGGUCUGGAACUCCGAGGUCGACUCCCUUACCAAGGAGCUGUGGCAUCGACCCCCCGGCAGCGGAGUGGCAAUCAGCGAGAAGUUGGAGCACAUGACGUUCAACAUGAACCUGAGGAUGAUAUCCGGGAACAGGUACGAGGAUGAGGAAUUCGAGGAGGUCGGGUCGGAUGCGUGGAGGUUCAAGACAGCGAUGAACAAGGCCUUGGGUCUUUUCGGGGCGUUCGUGCUCUCGGAUGCGAUUCCGUGGCUGGGGUGGCUAGAUUUCCAGGGGCAAGUGAGGUCCAUGAAGGAGACGGGCCGGGAGCUCGACUACGUGCUCGAGAAGUGGCUGAGACAACACCUUGAGAAGAGAUCAAACAAAGGGUUUCGAGUUGAUGAUGGCGACGCCGAUGUCAUGGACCAUCUCUUGGAGAGCCUGCCCGAGGACGAUGUGGUGUUUGGCCACGAGCGUAAGAACAUAAUCAAAGCCACAGCUUGGAUCCUGAUACUAACUGGGACAGAGAGCACAUCCAUCACAAUUACAUGGGCACUUUCCCUCCUCCUCAACCACCCGGCCGCUCUCAAAUCUGCCCAACAGGAGCUCGAUGCCAUCGUCGGGCAAGACAAAUGGGUCCAAGAGUCGGAUAUUAGCAAUCUCAAAUACCUCCAAGCCAUCGUUAAAGAGACUCUUCGCUUAUACCCAGCAGCUCCUUUGACGGGGAUCAGAGAAGCCAUGGAGGACUGUCACAUCAGCGGCUACCAUGUUCCUAAGGGCACUCGAGUGCUUGUCAACAUCUGGAAGUUACAAAGAGACCCUCGGGUCUGGGCGAAGCCCGAUGAGUUUCGGCCGGAGCGGUUCUUGAAGGAGCAGGAGGAAGUAGACUUGAGAGAUCAGAACUUCGUGUUUAUUCCGUUCAGUUCGGGCAGGAGGUCUUGCCCAGGAUCCACGCUGGGGUUGCAGGUGGUCCAAUUCACGCUAGCACGGAUCCUUCAGGGAUUCCAGGUGACGCCGGAAGAGGGGGCGACGGUGGACAUGGAGGAAGGGUCGGGCAUUGCCCUGCCCAAGGUGAAACCGCUUCGAGUUGCACUGGAGCCGCGCCUUCCGCUUCAUCUCUACGAGAACCUCUAAGUGGAGGGAAGGGAAUAAUAUGAUCGGAGCUAUUUUACUAUGAAGACCUUCCUUGCCGUAUUUAUUAUCGUUUGGUAGUUCGAUGUAAUAGAAGAAAAUGGUUCUAUUUCCUUUUUCUUCUCUUUUUUUACCUUCGAAGUGUGUAAUGAAUAAUGGACUAAAUAAAAAGGACUCUGUUAAACACUUCAUAAGAAGUAUUAAUGCUUUUGUAAUUUGGGUUUUUUAUUAUGACAUGUUAGAAAGAGGCUUUUAUUUAA